AUGGGUGCUAACAAGAAGUAUAUUUCGUCUGAUGAAUUGAAGAAACAUAACAAAUCUGAUGAUUUGUGGAUUUCAAUUCAGGAGAAGGUUUACAACGUGACAGAUUGGGCUAAGGAACACCCAGGUGGGGAUGUUCCACUGCUGAAUUUGGCUGGCCACGAUGUAACUGAUGCAUUCAUUGCUUUUCAUCCAGGUACUGCCUGGAAAUAUCUUGACAGAUUCUUUACUGGGUAUUAUUUAGGCGAUUUUAAGGUUUCUGAGGUUUCUAGGGAUUUUAGGAAGCUUCAUUCUGAGUUUUCGAAAGCAGGGAUGUUUGAAAAGAAGGGCCAUGGAGUGAUUUAUUCCCUAUGUUUUGUUGCGUUGUUACUUUUCACUUGUGUUUAUGGUGUAUUGUGUUGCGAUGGUUUCUGGAUCCAUAUGUUUUCUGGAGGAUUGCUGGGGUUUCUGUGGAUGCAAGUCGCUUAUUUGGGUCAUGAUUCGGGUCAUUAUCAGAUUAUGACGACCCGUGGAUUCAAUAAAUUUGCGCAAAUUCUCUCUGGCAAUUGCUUAACUGGAAUCAGUAUUGCUUGGUGGAAAUGGACUCAUAAUGCUCAUCAUAUUUCUUGCAAUAGCCUUGACUAUGAUCCCGAUCUUCAACACUUGCCAAUGUUGGCAGUCUCUUCAAAGUUAUUUCACUCGUUGACAUCCCAGUUUUAUGGGUCAAUCUUUAUCUGCAGACACUCUUUUCAACAUAUCCAAUUCACUCUAAACCAUUUCGCAGCAAAUGUUUAUGUAGGAGCACCCAAAGGGGAUGAUUGGUUCGAGAAACAAACAAGUGGAACAAUAGACAUCGAUUGCUCAUCUUGGAUGGACUGGUUUUUUGGUGGAUUACAAUUCCAGCUAGAACAUCAUUUGUUCCCGAGGCUUCCAAGGUGCCACUUGAGAAAUAUUUCUCCUGUGGUUCGGGAACUAUGCAAGAAACACAAUUUGCCUUAUCGGAGCUUGUCCUUCUUCGAGGCCAAUGUGUGGACCCUAAGGACACUCAGGACUGCUGCCUUGGAGGCUCGGGAUUUCUCCAAUCCCAUUCCAAAGAAUUUGCUCUGGGAAGCUGUUAACACUCAUGGAUGA
Molecule: messenger RNA, 1107 nt
Organism: Fraxinus pennsylvanica
Lineage: Eukaryota; Viridiplantae; Streptophyta; Magnoliopsida; Lamiales; Oleaceae
Source: the annotation of a GenBank genome assembly